This is a messenger RNA of Jatropha curcas, 1403 nucleotides long. RefSeq lists its product as uncharacterized. The record is from RefSeq and is a predicted model, not a curated record. Lineage: Eukaryota; Viridiplantae; Streptophyta; Magnoliopsida; Malpighiales; Euphorbiaceae.
CAACGCCGCCCACUUUCACGGCUGUGUGCGUUUCUAUGGAGACGCCGAAGCGAACCAACGCAAUCAUAAGUACCACCACCUCCUUCUCCUCCAAUUCUCAAAUCUCAAAGCCUAACUGCAUCUCCUCGCCACUGCCACCAUCUGUUACGCGCCUAUGGAGACCAGCGGCACAGCGGAACUUGAGAAACCAAUGGGCAAAGUUAGCCUCUUAUAGGCCACAAUGGGAGUCUUCUUCUUCUACGGGAAGAACUUGCGCUACUUCCCUUGUUAAUGCUUAUCUCUCUCAGAAAUACUUGCCAUCAAUGGAGUUGGGAGUCCUAAAUGACAUGCCUGAUAUUCGGAAGAAAGCUUGUUCGAAAUUGUUUAAACAACAGGAGCUUCAUGGGAGCAAACUUUUGUUAUCUUACAAAGAUAUGGUGACCGUUGUGACUCACAUGGUGAACACUAGUAGAUCCAUGAGAUGUUAUGUCAAAGGGACAACUAGUAGUCCGAUUAUGCAGUUUUCUAGCAUUUCUGAGGAUAGUAAUGACUCUGGUGAUGGUUCUGGGAUUCCAGUCUUUACAUUUUGGCCAGUUUCUUCUUUUGAGCAGUUAGCAGAGGAGCUUGUGCAAAUGUUUAUAUCUGAACUGAAUUUGAAGAGACUCCUUGUACUGGAGUUACUUACCAUUAGCACUGAGGUUUCACAAGUCAAUGAACUGGGUUGGUCAACUGAACUUUAUCCAGGAGAAUUUGAUGAUCUGAGCAUUUGCAACUUGUAUUCGAAGGAAGCUUGUAAACCGGUGCCUCCAACAUUGAUGGAAGGGAAUUCUGAUAUGCCAACCUUGCAAUUGAAGAGUCAACCAGACCAUGAAAUUUUGCAAUUAUUUGCAUUGCAGGUUUAUCUAACAACAUGGCUGGCAGAGGCAAAUAUAGACAUCCAUAGGGUCAAUGAAAUAUUUGCAAUAAUUGGGGAGGAAAUACAUGUUAGCUUAUCAUGAGCUCUUUUUUGUGAUGAAGCACCAUAGCAGAAUGCGUCUCGGACUUUCCAGGCAAUUAUAAUCACACUCUUGUGGAUGCACCAGUAAGCAGGUAAACUCUUUCAAAAUAAAUGAAGCUCAACUUUUAGCUAAGGUAUCCAUCCAGAGAACAUGAAGAACUAUUAAACCAGGGCAGGUACCAUCGCCCUUAUUAUGCCAGUUACUGCUUGCUUGCAUGUUGAUCACAGACAAGGAACUGUGGUCCAUUUUUGAGGUUCGUUGAAAAAUAGGAAAUGGAAAGAAAAGAUUAUUAUAGUCUUUCUUUAUAUUCUGGCUUUUCUCUUUGUAGCAUUUUUAUAAAGUGGUGAUACUGUACUCCAUUGUUUACUUGAAUACACAAUCUGCCCUUUGCUUGAUAAAUAUUGAAAUCCAACUAUUUCUCCUCCC